ACCAUUUUUUUAACACGUGCUCCUGUAUUGACAUGACUACAUCAUUACAUAUUACAUUCACAUCUACCCAUUCCAUACCAUUUCAUUCCCUAUUUUCUUUUUCUUUAUCAUCUCUUUUUCCCUUACCUUUUUCUAUUUCCUUCUCGCGAAUCUACAAUCACCACCAUCGACCCAUUAACAACUUCUCCUAAUUUUCCAAGAAAAAUUCACUUCCUGUUUUAAGGUUUUGGAAUUAGUAUUAUUGGACUCAAAAUGUCUUCUCCAAGUAAAAGGAGAGAGAUGGAUGUCAUGAAGCUGAUGAUGAGUGAUUACACUGUUGAGACAAUAAAUGAUGGCCUCAACGAGUUCAAUGUGGAAUUCCAUGGUCCAAAAGAUAGCCUUUACGAAGGUGGAUUCUGGAAGAUACGUGUUGAGCUUCCUGAUGCUUAUCCUUACAAAUCUCCUUCUAUUGGGUUUGUUAACAAGAUUUUCCACCCAAAUGUGGAUGAGCUAUCUGGUUCUGUCUGCUUAGAUGUCAUUAACCAGUCAUGGAGUCCAAUGUUCGAUCUUCUUAAUGUUUUUGAAGUCUUCCUUCCACAACUCUUGCUUUAUCCGAAUCCUUCAGACCCGCUCAACGGUGAUGCUGCAUCAUUGAUGAUGAAGGAUCGGAAGCUAUAUGACCAGAAAGUAAAAGAGUACUGCGAGCGAUAUGCGAAAAGGGAGCAUAUAGCCAACAUGACACCUGAAGAGGAGAGUGAUGAAGAGCACACCUCUGAUGAAGAAAGUGAUCCAAGUGAUGAUGAUGAUGAUAUUGCUGGGCAUGCAGACCCUUAACUUACAUAAAGGGGUAAUAUCUUUGUUCAAGCCCUCCAUUUACAGAAGCAGCAGCAUCACAAAUACACAUUACAUGUCUACUAUUUAGUUGCUAUACUAUUUGUAGACUAAAUUUGAUUUCCUUGUAAAAAAAAAUCAGUAACUGUGUUAGAGGCUAAUAAUGCCUUAAUAUUUCAAAUGUUGUAACAGACACAAUGGGAAAUAGAGGGAUAGAAAGGAACCGCUGAAUAUUUGUCAUUGCCUUUCAUAUUCUGUUAGAUUUCUUAUUCUUUUGCUUAGCUUAAUCAUAUAUUUUAUGUUUCUCUUCAA
Messenger RNA from Cannabis sativa, 1122 nucleotides. Its product is annotated as ubiquitin-conjugating enzyme E2-23 kDa. Gene Ontology annotation, molecular function: ubiquitin conjugating enzyme activity. Gene Ontology annotation, biological process: ubiquitin-dependent protein catabolic process; protein polyubiquitination. The transcript has 7 exons. The coding region runs from base 253 to 813 and encodes 186 amino acids. Gene Ontology annotation, cellular component: nucleus. Lineage: Eukaryota; Viridiplantae; Streptophyta; Magnoliopsida; Rosales; Cannabaceae. The record is from RefSeq and is a predicted model, not a curated record.